Botrytis porri is the source of this 1194-nucleotide messenger RNA. RefSeq lists its product as uncharacterized. Bases 1 to 1194 code for a protein of 397 amino acids. The transcript is spliced from 2 exons. The record is from RefSeq and is a predicted model, not a curated record. Lineage: Eukaryota; Fungi; Ascomycota; Leotiomycetes; Helotiales; Sclerotiniaceae.
AUGCUCAAUCUCGGAACAAGCCAAUCAAUCGGAUUGGAAGCUCCGCCUAUAUCUCUUGGAACUCCCUCUCCUGAUUCUAGUCCUGAGAGUGACACAUCGAAUCCCCCACUCUCAUCUGGCUCUUCCGAGCGAUCACUCAAAAGUCGUAUUGUGCCACCGACGUUAGUUGGCAUUUCAGAGGAGGUGGGAAUGCAAAAGUUCGUCAGGAUGACUCCGACUAAGAAGGUUAUUGAUAGAGCCAAUGGUUUGGAACUUACCACUUUUACUCAAUAUGAAGCUGUUCCUCAGUUGGUCGAUACUUCUAUUCCUUCGAAGGGCAUUGACAUUGAUAUCACUGAAACCAAUGAACAACUUAUACUCAUGGUUAAGCGUUCCGCCAGGGUAGGAUCACAAUCUGCUCCCGGUAAGAGGCCAAAAGUCAAGACAUACAGACCCUCUAAACCUUUGGGGUAUAAAGAGGGGCGCAAGCUCAAGCAUAUUGAGAACGAAAACGACGACAUUUUUGAAGACGCACUAGUUGAAUCACAAACCUGUACAGAAGCCUACUCUAAUUUCAACACUGCGCCAUCAACACCAACCAAGCGUUUAUCAGCGACUGAGAAGUUUGAUAUGGAUGGAUCACACGAUACUAGGCCGCAAUUUUCCACUGGUACAGCUAUUAAAGACUUUGGUGCGUUGCCCGACCAUCUUCGAGGUCCUUGCCUCGAAGUUAGUCCUAGAACUAGUGUUUUGGAUGGUCCAUGUGCUAUUCCGAACGUAGAUAAACUUUUGUCUAUGAACAAGCGUGAUAGCUCCCUAGAAUCAUCGCUCAUGAGACCUCUCGAAGCAGUGCCCGAAGGAUCGAUAGCAGCAUCGCCAUUGCCCGAGGAAAAGGAAGAUAUCAUUGGACAAUCGGACGGUCCUGCUCAAAUUCCAUCUAUUGCAGCUAUUGAACCAAAUGUUGGUGGCGAUUCUCCAGUCCCAGAGUUACCCAUUGACCCAGUUGGGAAAGAUAAAAAGGAUGAGAAGCGUACACAUAAAGUCAUCAAUAAGGUUCGAUCGGGAGUACGCAAGGGUAGAUAUCGUUGCCUAAGAACACCUGUGCUGGUGGUAAUGCUAGGAAAGGAGCUUUCGAAACCAACUAAAGUAGCUAUUCAAAAUAUCGCAAACGGAUUGCCUUCAGGAAUUGGUGAAGUAAAUCCCCUUCCCGCGUGA